This is a messenger RNA of Lontra canadensis (Northern American river otter), 2126 nucleotides long. Its product is annotated as proline-rich protein 36-like. The record is from RefSeq and is a predicted model, not a curated record. NCBI's taxonomy places the organism in Eukaryota, Metazoa, Chordata, Mammalia, Carnivora, Mustelidae.
GGCGGCGGCGGCGGCGGCAGUGGCGGGUCAUGGAGCUUUCAAGAAACAGCGUGGAGACCAGGAAGCCCACGGGCCUCGGGCGCUGCAGGCAUUUCUUCUGGCUGGGCGUGGUCUUCGACACGGUGGGCGCGACCCUGCUGUUCACCGGGGUCUUCGCUCGCCUGCUCUUCUACGACCUGCUGCUCUACCUGGGUUCCAUCAUCAUCUUCUUCAGCCUGCUCUGGUGGGUCUUCUGGUACACCGGCAACAUCGAGCUGACUGUCGAGGAGUCCCUGAAGGAGCCCUUCCACGUGCCGUCCUCCACCUCGGUGAACGCGCUGAGCCAGCGCCUCUCUCACACCCUCUGCAACGUGUCCCGCAGCUUGACGCGGAUCCGGCGGCGCUGCGCUCCCAGGACGUUCCUGCUUAGAUCUGCUUCUCUGAGUAUGACCGGCACGGCCCGGCCCGAAAACCAGCUGCAGCAGGAAGACCAGGGCAAAGACGCAGCGGCAGGUGCCCAGGAGAGCGGCGACGCGCAAAACCUGGGCAGCGAGGACCUGGGCCCCAAACCUGAAGCUGUCGUGAGUUCAGAGGGAGUUCGCUCCCCAGGGCCUGGUGCUGGGUCUCUGGGCGCCGAGGCCGGACUGCCAGGGCCUGUGAAAGGAUCGUUUUUCACUCAUAUGGUGACGCCUGAGUUCCCUCCGUCUCCUCCCGACCAGCCUCAGCCCCUAGCCGUCCUCUCCUCCAGGAGCCUGCCUGUCCUUCCCUCGGCCUCCACCCGCCAGCCUCUAGCUCUCUGUGUUUCCAGGAGCCAGCAUGUGGCCACUCUUGCCUCUGCAGGCCAGUCCGCUGCCUCCUUGGCUUCUACCAGCCCUCCUCUGCUCACUGUUGCCUCUGAGAGUCAGCCUGCUGUCCCCUUGUCCUCAAUGACUCAACCUACAGUGGUCCUUGCCUCUCAGAACCAGCCCUUUGUGCCUGUGGCCUCUUGGGACCACUCCUCGGUUUCUCUGGCCUCUCAGGUCCAUAACUUGGUGCCAGUGCCUGCACAGAGCAACCUCCAGAUCCUUUUGGCCUCUCAAAGCCACCUCCCGGUGUCUGCGGCUGCACAGAGCCACCUCCAAGUCCCACUGGCCUCCCAGAGCCAGCUGGAGAAUAUUCCUCUGGCCUCUCAAACUUCAUCUUCAGGUGCUCAGGCUCCCCAGUCAGAGGGCCUGGCCCCCCCUGGGUCUCUGAUCCAGGUCCCAACGUCCCAGUCUUUUCAGGCCCAACCUGUGAACCUUCGGAUGUCCCUUGCUGUCCAGGACUUUCAGGCCUUCUAUCACAACCAACAGACCCUCCAGAGCAUCUCUUCGGUCCAAGAGAUUUCUUCCACCCAGUCUGCGCCCGUCCAAGAGUUUCAGAAGAAGCCAGUUGCACAGGCUUUUGAGACUCUGCCACCAGUGGGCCAGGAGCUAAGUCAGGAAUUCUCUGCCACCUCGUCCCCACCCCCUGAGUCCCAAGCUCCAGCUUCUCAGGCCCAGCAAUCAGUGUCCCCUGAGAGCACAACCGCCCCUGCCUCAGAGAUGAAAAGUAGCCGUCCCUAGUACAGAACCAGACCCCAGCCAUAGGCCGCUCUGCCAAAAUCACCGAAGUUUCCACAGAUUUAGCUUCCAACUUUAUGAAAGCACAAAUACAUACCUUAACCUCGUUUUGGAAACCUCUGUGUGGGUCCUGACCUGUCUCAGACCAGCAGGCCUCCAACGCUGCUUCUGCCAAGUAUGUUUGUGUCAGUGUUGGGGAGAGUUUUCCAGAUUCACGUCAUAAAUUUCUUUAUUGCCAGAAUUUUAAGCCAUAAUAAACUAUGCUAUUCCAAAUGAACUUUGUUUUAAAAUAAGUUGGUUUUUAAAAUAGACUCCUUGUGAAAGCAUUCCAGCAUUCUAAGUGGAAAAGAACGCCUAGCAUACUCUGGGUAAAGGUGAAAGUAAGUACACUUCCCACAGAAAUGGACACUGGAAAGUGUAAGUCUGUGUAUUUAAGGGUACUUUGUGACCUCGCUAAUGAAGAGAAAACUUAACACAAUCAGUGCAUUGUUAACAUGCCACAAUUUAUAUUUAUAUGCUUAUUUUGAUUUAAGGAACAAAAAUUUCCCAUUUUCCCAAGGAUUUUAA